Arabidopsis thaliana (thale cress) is the source of this 531-nucleotide messenger RNA. Its product is annotated as Fasciclin-like arabinogalactan family protein. The record is from RefSeq and is marked reviewed. Gene Ontology annotation, cellular component: membrane. Bases 1 to 531 code for a protein of 176 amino acids. The transcript has a single exon. NCBI's taxonomy places the organism in Eukaryota, Viridiplantae, Streptophyta, Magnoliopsida, Brassicales, Brassicaceae.
AUGAAUCUCCUACUAUUUUUUCUUCUCUCCACCGUUUCAGUUUUCGCCGUUGUCUCUGGCACGGUGGAGGAGACGGCCCGUGAUGUUAUUGAUGCAUUGGCUCAUGCCCCUUUUGAAGAAUGGUCAUCGGUUUUCAUAGAAACCAAUGACCGGAUCCGCGCCGAGGUUAUCCCAUCUACCCUCUUCAUCCCAAACUCUUCCGCCAACGGGAGCGAUGAUAGACAUAAGUUGGCUUCAUACCACAUUGUUCCUCAGAGGCUUGAGUUUGCAGAUCUUCUCUUGAAGCCAAGUAGAUCGAGACUACCGACUCUUCUCAACGGCUCCUCCAUUCUGGUAACCAACAAUUCUGCUACUUCUUUUUCUAUCGACGGCGUUCUCAUCAUCGAACUUGACAUCUACGUGGAUUCCUUCAUAGCCAUCCAUCGUAUUGCAUAUCCGCUUGAUUACACAACUUACGGCGGCGGCUCUAAGCUUAUAUCGAAAUGGCCGCUCUUCACCUUUAUGCUUGUUACGGUUGUGUGGUUCAUUUAA